Chenopodium quinoa (quinoa) is the source of this 2939-nucleotide messenger RNA. Its product is annotated as ethylene-responsive transcription factor ERF024-like. NCBI's taxonomy places the organism in Eukaryota, Viridiplantae, Streptophyta, Magnoliopsida, Caryophyllales, Amaranthaceae. Gene Ontology annotation, molecular function: DNA binding; DNA-binding transcription factor activity. The record is from RefSeq and is a predicted model, not a curated record. Gene Ontology annotation, biological process: regulation of DNA-templated transcription. The transcript has a single exon. The coding region runs from base 567 to 1157 and encodes 196 amino acids.
GAAAUAGUGAGAUCGAGGUGACUGAAUAACCUAACUACCCAUAAGUUAAGUACUGAACAGAUAUUCUACCUAGUACCUACAUACAUCCAUUUCAAAAUUAACGAUCAAAUCAAGCCCACCAAAGUGUAUCGAUCAAAUUAAUUAUCCUCACACAAACACACGUUUUUGGACGACAGAAUACUGUUUUAUUCCAUUAUAUCCCACUAUUAGCACACUCUCACACACUUACUCGCACACAAAAAUCUCCCACUAUUGUUGCUAUAGUGAUAGAAACCGUUUCUAUCUGCAUUUCUAAGCACUUUUAUAACUUCAUUUCCAACACUUGAAAAGCUGGCUUACACCAACCUUACCCAUUUUCACUCCUUCCAUCUCUUACAAUUACCAGCUAGCCGCAAGCGAGUACGAGUAAGUGCAGUUCAUCUUCAUCUGGUUUGCACUUGUGAUUAAUCCCAGUGUUCAGGAAUCACCACAUAUAUAAAUGGCUUCCUCCUCGCCACGAUGUUUCCAGGUAACUACUUACCCUUCUCAACAUAAUACUACUUUUUAUUAUUACCUUUAUUAUAAGUAUGCAUCAUACUAAACAAGAUAAUAAUUAUGGAUGCUCUAACUCAUCCCGCUCUUCCUAUAAAGGUGUACGCUGUAGGAAGAGUGGGAAGUGGGUAUCAGAAAUUCGAGAGCCUAAGAAGCCUACUCGAAUUUGGCUUGGGUCUUACCCUACUCAAGAGAUGGCUGCCGUGGCCUAUGAUGUGGCAGCCCUAGCUCUAAAGGGCCCCGGCACCCAACUCAACUUUCCCGACUCCUCCCCCUAUCUUCCGGUCCCUCACUCCACCUCUCCGAGGGAUAUCCAGGCAGCUGCUGCCUCUGCAGCCGCAGCAGCUGGUGCUGCUGCGGAUGCAUUGAAUUCCGAAAGAAGGGCAAACCUAAGUGGUGGUGGUCAAAAUGAUGGUCAAAUUGAUGAAAAUAAUAGAGGGAAAAGAAUUGAGGAAUAUUUUGUGGAUGAAGAUUUAAUAUUUGAUAUGCCAAAUGUGUUGGCAAAUAUGGCUCAAGGAAUGCUCCUUAGCCCUCCUCGAUUGGAUGUUCCUACUAAUUAUGUAGAUGAUGAUGAAGAUACUAUUGGCAAUUCUUCAGGAAAUCACAACCUUUGGAAUUAUCCAUAAAAUAUAAUCUUAUAACUAUUAUCCUAAAUCAUAAUAAAUAUAUAUGUUAAACUCUACGAAAGUAAGAUUAAGGGGAGUAUUAAUAAUCAAGUAAUAAUAAAUAUAGUAAUGUAUGUACGUUGUAUGUAUUAUAAGUAUUUUGUAUAAAUAGUGCUUGUGUACAAAUAGUUAUUAAAAUAAAACUAUCUUGCACUACUUUGGAUUAGUUAUGGAAACCUACAAAUUUCCUUUAUAAGGGUUUUUUUUUUUUUUUAAUCUUUUAUUUAUGAAGAAGGUCACGUUAUUAUCUGUAUAAGUUUUUUUGUUUAAAAUUGAAGGUCUGUAAGCUCAAGAUAUAUAAACUGAAUUUGUUCUUAUUGGGUCAUAUGUUAAAUGUAUGUCUAAAUUUUCUGUAGUUAUUUUCUUUUUGGGUAAUAUGUAACUGUACGUUAUUUGUUAGCUAGGUGAGUGGUAGCUUUCUCAGUAGUGUUAUUAAGUCUUAAAAUUACUCUAUCAAUUAAUUAUGUUUUAAUUAGUAAGAUAAUUGUCAUUACAAAGUUCAGGAAUGUGUAUACAUACUCAGCACCACUAUCUUGUUUUCAGUUACACUACUUAGAGGUGGUGUACCUAAUGUUUGAUUAGUUAGUAGGGUAAUUUUCAUUAGAAAGGUUGAGGAUGCCUAUACACAGCACCGCUAUCUUGUUACUAGUUACACCUAAAGUUAAAUGUACCCUUAAGUUUGAAAAAGCAAAAAAAACACACAUAGGUACACUGAAAAUUCUAAUAAUUGGUUUUGAUAGUUUGUUUAAUCUGCUUCUUUUAGAAGAUACUUAAUAGUUUUCUUCCGAUGCCCUUUAUCUCAUGUUUAAUUCUAAUGUAUUAAAUAAAAAAAAAAAAAAAAAAAGGGAAUAUAUUAGCAGUUGGUAGUUGAUGUCCUCUUUUAGUAGUUGAUAGAGAUGGCUUGAUUUAAAUGGGGCAAAGACGCAAAGUAUUGUUAGCCUCUUAUAUAAUUGGUAAGAGAGUCAGCAUCAUGAGCAUCAUCAUGGAUAAAUUGAUGGUUGAAAUUUGGAAAAGGUGCGUGGAUGAUAGAUGUUUCAAUUGUUGAAAAUUUGUAAAAAUACGGUUGGUACACAGCCGGGAAGAAACGAACAACUGCCAUCGGUUUUUUUUUUUUUUUUUUGUCUCUGCCCCUAUUAUCUUUGUUUUCCUUGUUGGAAAUGCUAAAAUGGGUGUACAUAAACAACGGAAAUAAUUUUGGCAUAUUAAAAUUUAGUUUAAUUUAUUUUAAGCCACACUCCUUAUGAGAAUAUCAUAAAAACCUGUGUUUUCACAAUAAUGGAUGUGUUAAAAUCAAGUUACGUGUGGCUAUAUUAUUCCCAUAAACAAGAAUCAAAGUUGUAUAGUGAUUUGGUGUACAAAGAUAAUAAAUAAAUAAAAGAAUAUCAUUGAUUUGAAAAUUGGAAAUUUUUACCCUCAAAAACUUUUGGGUACAAAGGGUAUGUAGCAAUUAUUAUUGAUCAAUGCCUAGUUUAUUAUAGUUUUAGGAUGAUUUUUUUUAUCAAUUUUGGGGUAAUUUAACCUAUUAUGCAUAACUAUUAACAUAUUAUGUUUUUUUUCUUUCUUUUUCACAUACCUACCUUAUUAUGAAUUUUAUGGUACAUUAAGUGGUCAAUUUUAAAGUAUACAUGUUGUAAAUUAAAGAGUAGAAAAACUUCUAAAUAAGACGAGUGUACUAUAAAUUGAAAGGAAUGGUGUCCUUCAAACAAGUGUGUUAUUCCGAUAGAGGAUUCGGAAUUAAUUAGA